AUGAAUGGAAGACUGCCUUCAAGACCAAACACGGAGGUCAUUGGAAGAACACGUUCAACAUUUGUGGAUGGUUUCAGAAACGUUGCGAUAAGAGGUUUUGUUGUGAGUUUCAAAGGAUUGGAAGUUGAUCAAGAGAAAGUUCAAGCGAUUCAAGAAUGGCCGCGUGUAGGAAUUGGGGCUGUGCUAACACAAGAUGGAAUACCAGUGGCGUAUUUCAGCAAGAAGAUAAAUGGCGCUGUUCUCAACUACCCCAUGUAUGAUAAGGAAAUGUAUGCCUUAAUUCGAUCUCUUGAGACGUGGCAGCAUUAUUUGUGGCCAAAGGAAUUCAUGAUUCACUCUGAGCACGAAGCCUUAAAGCUACUUGGGUUUUCUUAUUUAAAAGAAUUGUAUGUUGCUGAUGAUGAUUUUGGAAAUAUUUUUGCUGCUUGUGAGAAUGGAUCUUUUGAGAAGUUUUAUAGGUACGAGGGAUUCCUUUUUAAGAAAGGUAAGUUAAGCAUACCACAAGGCUCGAUUCAGGAACUGCUUACGCAAGAGGUGCAUAGUGGAGGUCUCAUGGGCCACUUUGGUGCAAGUAAGACACUAUCUACCGUACAAGAACAUUUCUAUUGGCCAAGAAUGCGAAGAGAUGCUGCACGUGUCUAUGAGCGUUGUGUGACUUGUAAACGAGCCAAUUCCAAAGUUCAACCACAUGGUUUGUAUAUGCCGCUGCCCAUACCUGAAUUUCCUUGGACGGGUGUAUCCAUGGACUUUGUCCUCGGGUUACCACGAACAAAAAUAGGAAAAGACUCUAUAUAUGUUGUAGUUGACAGAUUUUUGAAAAUGUCUCAUUUUAUUGCAUGUGCUAAGACUGAUGAUGCUGUUCAUGUAGCUAAUAUCUUCUUUAGGUAA
This is a messenger RNA of Gossypium raimondii (Peruvian cotton), 888 nucleotides long. RefSeq lists its product as uncharacterized. The coding region runs from base 1 to 888 and encodes 295 amino acids. The transcript has 5 exons. The record is from RefSeq and is a predicted model, not a curated record. Gene Ontology annotation, molecular function: nucleic acid binding. Lineage: Eukaryota; Viridiplantae; Streptophyta; Magnoliopsida; Malvales; Malvaceae.